AUGGGACGAUGGAACCUGAUGAACAUGGUGGUUGCCGUUCAAACGGUCACCUCAGCCACGAUCAUGAACAACACCUCUUCCCGCAGUCACGCGGUCUUCGUCCUCAAGGUCCAGCGCAUCCGCCAGCGUAACGAGGAUGGUUCGCGAGAGUCCACAAAUGCAAAGAUCAAUCUGGUUGACCUGGCAGGCUCGGAGAGGCACAAGGCCUCGGACUACAAUGGCCACACCUUCAAAGAAGGCUGUGCCAUCAACCAGAGUUUGUCUGCAUUGGCCCUCGUCAUCAAGGAGCUGGGAGAGCAGCAACAAAGUCGCGUGAUGAGGCAGCGCUCCCGAAGCAUGUCCAUCGACAAGACGGGUGGUGUCGGCCCCGCAGCUCCUGCACCGGGCGCUUUGCUGGAGGUUAAGGAAGAGGAAGAUGAUGAGAAGGAUGUGAAGCUGUAG
Messenger RNA from Symbiodinium pilosum, 441 nucleotides. The record is from the annotation of a GenBank genome assembly. NCBI's taxonomy places the organism in Eukaryota, Dinophyceae, Suessiales, Symbiodiniaceae.